Aedes aegypti (yellow fever mosquito) is the source of this 6483-nucleotide messenger RNA. Its product is annotated as adenylate cyclase type 6. The coding region runs from base 1687 to 6204 and encodes 1505 amino acids. Lineage: Eukaryota; Metazoa; Arthropoda; Insecta; Diptera; Culicidae. Gene Ontology annotation, molecular function: adenylate cyclase activity. Gene Ontology annotation, cellular component: plasma membrane. The transcript is spliced from 20 exons. The record is from RefSeq and is a predicted model, not a curated record. Gene Ontology annotation, biological process: intracellular signal transduction; cAMP biosynthetic process; adenylate cyclase-inhibiting G protein-coupled receptor signaling pathway.
UGAAUCGGCAUCGCAGCCUCACUUGGUCGGUGGACGUCGCGCAAGGUGAACGCGUUUUUCUCUGCUUCCGGUUUUCGCGUCUGGCAGGAUUAAAUCCCUCCACCCUUGGACAGUGUGUCUGUGUGUAUCGGUUAGUGUGUUUUUUUUUGGUGGGGCGGCUCUUUGUGAGGCUGGGCCUUCCAGGAAUAAUAACAGGGCAUCAUUCCCUCCCCGAUACACCCCGGCUUUGCAUAUCCGCUCGUUUAUCCCCCGGAUGCCGUUGGAAUGCGCCUACUUCGUGGCAGUGAUUCAGAUUCGGUCACCUGUUGAAACGACGACGUUCGGCUGUUUUGCGUAGUGACGGGCAAGCUGCAUCUAGUUGACCGUGGAAAGUUCUUGCGGAGAUUUGGGCCACCGCCUGCUUUGUCAGGGGUCCGCACAAAGGAUCAAAGCAAUAUCCCCAAUUUUGGACCGACAACGUGUGUGCUGAUAUCGAGACUAGACGAGUGAGAGAUUAUUUAUUUAAACGGGUCGUGUCGUGGUGGCCAUAGGCCCGCCGGGAUGAUGCGUUGAAUAACGGAAAGGGAAAUACCGCACAACCAGUACACAACAGUUGUAGCCGUCUAUUCAAGUUUUCCGCGUUGAAGGUUGCUCGCUGCACGGCAGUUCCAAGAGAAUAUAAAUAAAUACCAAGUUGAUGUUGAAAUUUAGAGUAAAUAUUUUCUGUGCAAACUCUGUGUACCGGCAGUACCCAUUGCCUGUAGAAUACCGCCUAGUGAUACUUGCAAAGUGAAUUCAUGAAUAAUCAUAAUAAUUGUUGCGAAAAAAAGUGUAUCUGAGCAACAUUUUUGAUCCUAGCAGCACAUCGUUCAAUCCCCUUCGCUGCAAGUAACCCAGAAAACACGUGCUGAGGUGCGUUUCUUCAUGUGAAUCGUGAGCAGCUAGCUCGCACAAGGCAUGCUUCGAUGGUGUUUAAAACCGCGUUAUCAGUGUUUAGAUUAGUCUCGUGUGUAAAAGUGGGAAAAAUCACUAAUGAUUCAAUGUAAUUGCCGGCUGCGGUUAGCCAGUGUAAAUAGAUCUUUAUCCAGUGUGUUUGUAGUGCGGUUGCUACUACUGCUGCUGCCUGUGGUUUCAAAGUGAGUGUGAGAAUCAGCGGAAAAAGUGAUCUGGUUAUUGGCUUUGGUUAGCCGAUUGUGUUGAGUUAAUCGGGAGAAUAGUGCUACCGUUUCGGAGGGUAUAAUUGGAGAUCUCGCAGUAGAUCUGAUAGAAACUUGGCUCUAGUUGAACGUGGAAAGCAUCGACUCACAGCUCGGUUCAAGGUCAACCGGAGAACAAGCAAAAAACGGAUUAUACAGCCUUGCUUCGAGGUUUUGUCCGACUUUUGAAUGAAGGUACGGAACUGUGAAUCGGACGAUUUCUACAGGGGAAAUGGAGGUCUUGCACAUAUUGAAGAAAUCGACGGCAAAAAUAGGACCAGCAAAGGACGUCAAUAAAAGCCCAUCAAUUUGUUGAUUGGUUUUUCGGAAAUAAGCGGCGAGACAACAUUUGAGAUUGGAUUCCAUCUGCCGGAAAGCACAAAGCAAAAGGAACUACGGCACAACGUCCAAGCAGCAACAACCAUCGGACCUAACUGUAAGCACACCGCUCGUCCCGUAGGAAACCCACCACGCACCGAUUUCAAGGUAGAGGCGAGGGAGAUACUGAGCCAUGACAUCGCCUCUUCCCCUGCUGCGUUCGUUCUCGACCGAAAACCAGAACCGAGACUGGUGCAAGCGAUUCUCGCUGCGAGUCAACCGGAAGGCUGCCAACAACGGAACCACCGCCGAUGGAAAGCUGGACUUUGCCACUCUGCGCAAAAACAAAUUCGCCCGCCGCUGUUCAUCCCUGCGGCAGCAACCUUCCGGUCCGGAGCUGCAGACCACAUCGAGCGUGACAUUGGAGCUGGAAAGUGCCAGCCCGGCCCAAUCGAUGACCAUCCACGAGCAAAGUGCGGCCCCCUCCAACAACAACAACAGCACCAGUUCCCCCAAGAAGCCCAAGUGGGAGGUGAUUGAGCACUUCAAGAGCACCGGCCGGGGACAGGAGUCGAUCAGCAGCAGCCUUAUUGCGGCGGGUGUGACGGCAUUCAACCUCGACGAUACCACGUCCAACUACUCUGGGACGGCUUCGCUGCGGAAGAAGAGCUUCCAGAUCUACGGUGCUGCAGCGCCGGACGAACUCGAACCGUUGAACAAUGGCAACCAUGGCGGCGGAAAUGGAACGGGAAGUGGGGUGGAGGGAAUUUGCGACACCUCCCGCUGCUGGAAUCACAUCAAAUGUCUAUUCAAUGGCAUCAUCUGUUCGCAUAAAUUUAAGAAUGUUCAGGUGGAAAUGCUGUAUCAGCGUUACUUUCUCCGCAUGAACCAGAGCAAUACGGUGCACAUCGUGUGGCUACUACUAGCGUUAAUUUUCAUCCUAGCAUUAAUACAUCUCGUGUUCACCUUCAUCCUGCAGCAGUCGCUAGAAAGUUGCCCCGGCUACGCCACCGAUCCUUUAGACCACGGAGGUUGGAACACUUCAUCGUCGGUGCCACCGAUUUUACCAACGACAUCAGCGGAAGUGGAAGCGACGUUGUCCAAGGCGUCGUCCUUGGGAUUAUCACAAACGGCGGCGGCCGAACGAUUUCCGGUCCGUCUGCUGUUCAACGAGAGCUUUCCCGACAAGGGUGGUGGGGGUGGUCUAAGUGAGGACAGUCCUACCCCCGGUGAUAAUGGGUUCAAUGUGAGAGAUUCCAUUGUGGGGCACGGGGCAAGAAUCCGAAGAAGCGCAAGGACACCGUCGUCGUCGUCGUCAAUUGUGAGUGAAAGUGUGAUCGAAGAAGAGAGCCCCAAGCGAAGGUUGAAAGUUCGAACAAGUGAAAGUUUCUGGAGCAAAUUGCUUCCUGCCACAGCCACAGAUGCUGGGGGGUUAGAAAGUGUUUCGAAAGGUGGCGGCGGUCGUAAUGAUAAUGUUCGGUCUGGUGGAGUAAUUAAUCAUGCGAUCGAGCGUGUGCAGAGGAAUAGUAAUCGAGUGAGGAGGAGCCUUUCCGGAGGAGGAGGUGAUAACGAAGGCAAUCAGUUGUUAGAGGCAGUGGUGAAGAACCCGGCGAAUGGGAAACAGAGGAAAGGACCAGGCUCCAUUAACGACCGCCAUAACGGGGGUGAUAACGACGUUAUCAACACGGCCUACGACAAAUAUGACGGGGAGGACGACUUCGGUUCCGUUGACAUCGAGGCGAACAAGGACAACGACACCUUUGCCGGUAGAGCUGCCGCCACUCCACAGACUCCGCAAUUUGAUUUGUCCUUGUCGCUUUCGUCGUCGUCGUCGUUUGACAAUCGCUCCACCGAGGGCGCUGAUUCCGAUGAUGGCGUUGAUGAGCUAGGGCUGUGCAGCCGGGACUACUUCACCCUGCUGAAGGACAACAUGACACAGCUGAUCCUGAUUGGGGUUUGUGCCGCGGUGUACGCCCUUUUGCUGGCCUGUCUCUACAAGCAGCGCAUCAACGAAAUCUACCUGUUCCAGGUGUCGUACGUCGUGAUGGUGACACUGCUGGCGUUGGACGUUUGCUUCAGCUUUACCACCUCGGCCAAAAAGUUCACAUCGUCCGGCGGAUGCACCGUGAUUGCGAUCUACAUCAUCUACACCAUGCUGCCGAUUCGGUUGCGGGAGGCGAUCGUCGGCGGGACGCUGCUCUCCCUAUCGCACGUGCUGCUGACCUUCUUCAUGAACGACUCGGACGACGACCACGAGGUGCUCUACUCGGACCUCAUCACCCUGGCCUGUACAAACGCCACCGGAAUCCUGCUGCACUGGCCCAAGGAGCGAUCGCAACGGAACGCCUUCAUGGAAACCCGCCAGUGCGUCGAAGCUCGGCUACGAAUUCAGAGAGAAAAUCAAAAACAAGAACAGCUGCUUCUGUCCGUACUUCCACGACACGUGGCCAUGGAGAUGAAGAACGACAUUGCCGGACAACCACGGGAGGAAGCCCAGUUCCACAAGAUCUACAUCCAACGGCACGAGAACGUGAGUAUACUGUUUGCGGACAUUUGCGGCUUUACGAGUUUAUCGGAUCAGUGUACGGCGGAGGAACUGGUGAGGCUGUUGAACGAGCUGUUCGCGCGGUUCGAUAGACUAGCUCAGGAGCACCACUGUCUGAGAAUUAAGCUUCUUGGGGAUUGCUACUAUUGUGUGUCGGGUCUGCCGGAAGCGAGGCCUGAUCAUGCGAUCUGCUCAGUAGAGAUGGGACUGGACAUGAUCGAUGCCAUUGCGUUGGUUCGUGAAGUGAUGGCCGUGAAUGUGAACAUGAGAGUAGGGAUCCACACGGGGAGGGUCCACUGUGGAGUGCUGGGAUCGAGAAAGUGGCAGUUUGACGUGUGGUCUAACGAUGUGACACUGGCGAACUACAUGGAGAGUGGAGGUGUUCCGGGCAGAGUUCACAUCACCAAAGAAACUCUGAAAAGCCUGGGUGAUCAUUACGAGGUGGAAGAGGGCAAAGGAGCCGAUCGUAACAAUUAUCUUAAGGAUCAUCAAAUCCAAACCUAUCUGAUAGUUCCUAAGGAGUCGUACAGAGCGCAUACCAUGUCCAAGCAGUCGUCUUCCGUCAACGGGAACAUUUCCAAGGAACUCCGUAUGAUGGGUCAUUGGUCCAAGAUGGGUUUCAACGACAAACAGGAACCCAAGAGCACCGAAGAAGAGGUGAACGAGUAUCUGAUCAAAGCGAUCGAUGCGCGGUCGAUUGAUCGUUUACGGCUGGAUCACUGCAAGCGCUUCCAUUUGACCUUCAUCAAGGAAGACAUCGAGCGGAAGUACUGCCGGGAGCCAGAUCCAAUGCUGAAUGUGUACUUUUACAGCAGCAUUAUCAUCUUCCUUGGGAUCAUGUCGAUCCAGGUGCUGGUUUUUCCUAUGGACCACUACACCUAUUGGGUGUAUGGUGUACUAACUGUGAUGCUACUAGUUUCCUGUGUUCCAGUCUUCUCCAGAGAAGAUACAAAAAUUUCCAACUUCUUCCGGGUGAUGUCGCAGAAGAUCCAUGGCCGUCGGGAGGUCGCUCAAGUGAUAUCGUUAUGCGUUGUCGUUACUGUGAUAUGUUUGUCUUACUAUAAACUGACUUUUAUUCUCUAUCUAUCGCUUUCGGAGGAAUAUUUUCUGCAGUGGCCUAAUCAGUGUAAUGAAACGAAAACUUUUAAUAUUCUGCUACUACUGACCUUGCUUGCCUUACUUACUUGUGCGGUGCAUCAGUUUAUCAAGAUCAUUUUUAAGAUCAUUCUGCUGGUGGCCAUCCUGAUGUGCUACGUUGCCUCUAUCGUGGUAUUGGCGUUAAUCUUCGACCGCCAUUGUGAGCCGUGGUUCCUCACGACGGAGCGUUUCCUAAUCGACGUCGCCUUUCUGGUGGUGUUCGUAAUUGGCCAAAUUAUGCACAGCCAGCAGACGGAGAUUACGCGUCGGCUGGAUUUCAUCUGGAAGCUGCAGGCCACCGAGGAGAAGGAGGACAUGGAACACCUGCAGGCGUACAACCGGAAGCUGUUGGCCAACAUUCUGCCGGUGCACGUGGCGGACCAUUUCCUGCGCCGCGAAAAGAACAUCGAGGAAAUCUACCACGAGCAGUGCGACAAGGCGUGCGUCAUGUUCGCGUCGAUUCCGAACUUCAGCGAAUUCUACAUCGAACUGGAGGGAAACAACGAAGGCGUCGAGUGCCUACGGUUGCUCAACGAAAUCAUCGUCGACUUUGACGAACUACUGGCACAAGAUCGGUUUCGGCAUGUGGAGAAAAUCAAAACUACCGGAUCGACCUACAUGGCUGCGUCCGGACUGACGUUGAACAGUGGAGAUACGGCGGCGAUAGCGGAGUCCGGCCACGUUACGGCCAUGCUGGAUUAUGCGCUGGAGCUGUUCCAGAAGAUCACCGACGUCAACGAGCAUUCCUUUAAUAAUUUUAGGAUGAGAAUAGGUAUCAACAUAGGACCGGUGGUGGCCGGAGUGAUCGGCACCCGUAAGCCCCAGUACGACAUCUGGGGCAAUGCGGUGAAUGUGGCCUCGAGAAUGGACUCCACAGGGGUGAUGGACCACAUUCAGGUCACCGAGGACGUGUACGAAAUCGUCAAGGACAAAGGCUACAAUCUGACGUGCAGGGGGACAAUCAACGUGAAGGGCAAGGGCACGAUGGUGACCUAUCUGAUGCCGGGCAUUGUCAAGGAGCAGAACUAGAAUGUUUGUAGGGGGAGAAUGUGCACAAAUUUGUUGACAUUAUUAGCUUAAGUUUUUCCAGUAUUUUAUUUUAAUGUAGCCGUGUUGCCAGUUUGUUCGAGAUUUAUAUUCAUCGAAAUCGAAUGCGUAUGGUAAGACAUAUCAAGAGUAUUAUUUUCACAGUAGCUUGAAGACGUUAGAGAAAGUAAGAGAUGUUUGUAGCUUCCAGAGGCAGAUACUAUUAGGAUCAUUGUUGUAUUGGACGUUUGUGUCCAUAUAGAAAAGUUUCGUACUGAGUAA